CACAGCCGUUACGCAGACUUUUUUUUUUUUUUAAUACUCAGAUGCCUGUAUGGAGAACUCAGAGGAACAUCCGAUAUCUUCCGAUUUUAAAGCAGAUGAGCAUGUUGAACAAGACACAUAUGAAGAGCAUGCUAAUAUCCCAGAUGUACCCUCAGCCCCUCACAACAAAGCCCUAUCAUCUGAUCUCUUUAAGUGGGUCCUAUCGUUUGAUUUAUCACAGUCUGUUAAACAAAACAUAGAGCACAGCAUGGGCGUUGAACAUCCAAAAGCUCACACAGGAGAGAAGCCGUAUUCAUGCUUAGAAUGUGGGAGACGUUUUACAUACACAUCACAUCUUAUUAGACAUCAGAGAAUUCACACAGGGUUGAAGCCAUAUUUAUGUUCAGAAUGUGGGAAACGUUUUAACCAGAAAUCAGAUCUUGCUACACAUCAGAGAAUUCACACAGGGGAGAAGCCAUUUCCAUGCCCAGAAUGCGGGAAACGAUUUGCAAAUAAAUCAAAUCUUCUGGCACAUCAGAGAAGUCAUACAGGGGAGAAGCCAUUUUCAUGCCCAGAAUGCCGGAAGCGUUUUACUCGGAAAUUAAGUCUUGUUGAGCAUCAAAAAACUCACACGGGGGAGAAGCCAUAUUCAUGUACAGAAUGUGGGAAAUGUUUUAAGCAGAAAUCAGAUCUUGUUGUACAUCAGAGAAUUCACACAGGGGUGAAGCCAUUUUCAUGUUCAGAGUGUGAAAAAUGUUUCACUCGGAAAUCAAGUCUUGUUGACCAUCAAAAAAGCCACACAGAGGAGAAACCAUGUUCAUACUGAGAAUGUGAGAAAUCAGGAAAAUCAAAUCAUAAGCGUUAGAGGAGUCACAAAGAGGAGAAUUUAUUUUGAUUUACGAAAUGUUGAAUGCGUUCUAACCAGAAAUCUGCUCUAACUGCACAUAGAAGAACUCGAAAACGAAAAAAAAAAAUACCACGUUCAGAAGGUGUGAAAUGUUUUACCCACAAACCACGUCUUAAACACUGAAGAUCUCAAAUUUGUUUUAUUGACAAAUUGAAAAAAAAUGACGACCGAUCCAGGUAAAGUCCUAUAAGCAAAAGGGAAAUCAAUUAACAGCACUAAAUAAUGAUUAAAAAAUGUAUAUAAAUAGCAAUAAAAAAAUUCCCAAAAAACUGAAUCCACUAACAAGCUUAUAAAUCCAUUGUGUAUAUAGAAUA
Molecule: messenger RNA, 1200 nt
Organism: Bufo bufo (common toad)
Lineage: Eukaryota; Metazoa; Chordata; Amphibia; Anura; Bufonidae
Product: gastrula zinc finger protein XlCGF49.1-like
Exons: 2
Coding region: 50-805 (251 amino acids)
Biological process (GO): regulation of transcription by RNA polymerase II
Cellular component (GO): nucleus
Molecular function (GO): RNA polymerase II cis-regulatory region sequence-specific DNA binding; DNA-binding transcription activator activity, RNA polymerase II-specific
Source: RefSeq, a predicted model, not a curated record